Molecule: messenger RNA, 3819 nt
Organism: Candidozyma pseudohaemuli
Lineage: Eukaryota; Fungi; Ascomycota; Pichiomycetes; Serinales; Metschnikowiaceae
Product: ubiquitin-specific protease
Exons: 1
Coding region: 1-3819 (1272 amino acids)
Biological process (GO): regulation of proteasomal protein catabolic process; proteasome-mediated ubiquitin-dependent protein catabolic process; protein deubiquitination
Molecular function (GO): cysteine-type deubiquitinase activity; proteasome binding
Source: RefSeq, a predicted model, not a curated record
AUGGAAUCCAAUUCUCCUGAUAUGCGCCCGGCACAGCCCGAGGCCUCCACUACUGCCGAGCACAAACCCGCUGUGGCUCAAAAUCUGUCCAAUUACAAGUCAAGCAACCCAUUUGCCAACGGACAGUUUGCUACCAGAUCCUCGACUGAAACCACAGAAACGCUGUUUUUCACGGAAAACGACAACAUCCAGCACGUGGCGACGCUGCUUCCAAGAGAUGUCUUGAAGAAGGCGCCUUUCAAAACGUCAAACAGGAUCUUUAGUGAUCUCAAAUACACCCCGAGGUUCUUCCAGCUUAAACUGCUGCUGGCACUCAGGGACUGUAAAGCAGCAUCCUUGUUAUCGUCGAGGCCGGUGGAUUAUGCUAAACAGCUUCUGCUGGUUCUUGUGACGGAAAAUGACCACUUUGAGCCGCUUAUCUUGAAUAAUGCCGUGGAGUACGUUCCUGCUUUCCACAAGGUCGAUCUACCAGAGAAGAGCUUAUCUGUCACGGUGGUCCGUGGUCUCUUGGUGAGGAAGAUUUCACACGAGAUCUUCCACUUCCGGUUGGCCAUUCUUGAGCAGAACAGACCUCCUGUGUUCUCCAUCGAUAAACACGAGUACCAUGUUCUUCUGCGUGAACAGGUCUCUCCAGACGACUUUGAGUCCUUGGGCGAGGACAAGUUGGCAGCUGAUUCUAUUGUGGAUGAUGUUUUUUAUAAAUCUGCCAACACACCGCAUAAUCACAUCUUGAGAGUCACCGUCUUCCAUCCAGAGUUCACCAAUGACGAGCUUCAUGACAUGACCGACGUGAACGUGGUCAAUGAGCGUUUUGCAGAAAAGAUCAAGGAGUUCCCCGAAUCGCCGUCUGCCCAAGUUACCAAAUUCGAUCCCAUUCAUUGCAUUCAGACUCUCAUCAAGGUGCUCAAGGGUCCUAUUGUGUUGCCUGAGGACCAGCCACUCCAAACUAUACCUAGAAUGAAGUCUGCUCUUGACGCAAAGUUGGAUACUGCGUUGCUUUUUGACAAAUUGGGCUUCACGUUAAAUGAAGAAGAACAGCUAUUUGUUCCUCCAAACCUUGCUAAGGACCCGGUCCUUCGUGAGAGUUACAUUCGAAAAGCCUACGAGCUUCUUUUUAUCGGAAAACUACUCCGGACCUCGCUGCCAAACGACUUUGACAGACAGUUCUCGUAUAACGACUCCAUGUCACGGGCAUUUACUGCACUUGGUGAGGUCGAUAAAUACUCAUCAGUGACAUCGUUUAGGCAAGAUAGCUCUGAUAAGUUUUCCUUCUUUGUGGCAUUGAGUUCGUUUACGUUCUACCAAGAUGAGUUGAUCAUCCGUUGCUUUGAGAACACCGUUUCGUCAGAUCCUUCUAACAAGCUCUAUUAUGUCGACUCGUUCAAGAACUUAUUAGCAUUCAGAUCCUCGAGAGCAGGCAGUCGGUUACAAUCCUACUACCAAAAUCAAUACAACAAGGGCCUAAUGUAUGGCUUUUCGGAAUAUAAGGAUGCCUUGAAGUCGAUUGGUGUCGAGGGAGUAUCUGUGGAGGACAAAGUUGACGACGAAGUUGUCAUUGGCAUGUACAAACAAGCUUGCAAGAACGACCACAAGAAUUACACAUACUACAACAAGCAGUUGAGGAUAAUUGCUACCAUCAAGCAUAGCCCUGAGUUAAUCAAAUUUCUUGACAAAGAGCUCAUACCUGCUCAGAUCGCUCUUGAAGAGUUGAGAAUCGAGGAGCUCACCGAAGAUGACGUGGUUGUGACUGCUUACGAAUUCCGUCUAGAUGAAGUUCUCCAGUCUGUGAACUUCAACACUGAGUCACAAGAGAUUCGUUUCCUCAAAAAGUGCUUGCUUUCUAUCGCUAUCAGCAGAAAAAGUUACAUUCUCAUGAACUAUAUCGAGCUCAAAUCUCCCGACUUAUCUCAGGAAGAGCCACAGUUGAGCGUUGACGAAGCUCUCGAGUUCUUGGAUGCUGAUAGACAAACUAACGACUUUGAGAUCACUGCCAAAUUCCAGGAGAAGAUGGCAACAUCUGAAGUCGGUGAUGUCAGCGCUUUUAUGAACCUCAGGGCAAGUCUACGAACCUUGGCGGAAAUCAAGAAGCUGGACAUCUUGGCGAGCUUCUUAAGAAAUGGUAAGAUCGAUUCGUCGUUGUUGCCACCAGAGAACUGGCCAGCAGGUUUGGACAACAUUGGUAAUACCUGUUAUUUGAAUUCUUUGCUCCAGUAUUACUUUUGCAUUAAGCCGUUGCGCGAAACCAUCCUUUCGUUUGAUGAUACCAAUCUUGAGAGCUUGAAGGUGAAGAAACGGAGAAUUGGUGGACGUGAUGUGGAACAGUCUGAGCUUGAAAGAUCGGGUCAGUUUGUUUUCAGACUUCAAAGCCUCUUUCUGGAGAUGAUCACAACGAGAAGUCGCUGUGUCCAACCAAGCAAAGAAUUGGCAUAUCUCUCAUUUUUGCCUUUAUCCCAAAGCGUUGAGUUCAGGGAUGAGUCUGUAACAGCUAAAACUGAGGAGAUCCUUUCUUCAGAUAUGGAUGUCGAGCCACGCCCAUUCAGUGAUCAGAGACUGCUUGAUGAUGUCGAUAUGUCCGACAAAGAGAAUGAGCCAGCAGCUAAAAAUCAAGCAUCAGACGACAAUCUACUUGACCUCUCAGAGGAGGAGCAGAACGACACCAAACCUCUGAGCGUUGAAGAAUUGUCGAUCAAGGAUGAUCAGUCUUCAAAAGCUCCGUUAGAAUCCGAAGACGCUGCAGAUGAGAAGCCUCAGAAGAAGAUUAUGAGCAUCAGUACUGACCAAAUGGAGAGUACUAUUGAAAUUGGAAGACAGCAAGAUGUGACGGAAUGUAUCGAAAAUGUGACUUUUCAAAUUGAGACUGCUCUUGAACCAACCAAGAUUGACGACGAUGGUGAGCAGUAUGAUUUGGUCAAGCAAUUAUUCUGUGGUAAAACGAAACAGACCAUCACUCCACUUGAAAAAGGAACAAAUGCAAAGCCCAGAAGCUCAUUUGAAAGAUUCUUUAGUUUGAUCAUCAACGUCAGUGAUCAUCCAAAAGAUAUCUACGAUGCCCUUGACAAUUACUUCAUUGAGGAUAUCAUGAACUUAGAGGAAGGUCAAGUCAAAAAGUCCACGACUAUAACUGAACUACCUGAGAUAUUGCAGUUUCAUGUCCAGAGAGUACUUUUCGACAGAGAGAGGCUCAUGGCGUACAAGUCUUUGGAGGUCAUACCGUUUAAAGAGACCAUUUACUUGGACCGCUAUCUCGACACUGACGAUGAGGAACUCAAGAGAAAGAGACUGCAAGUAUACGAGUGGAAGGCUGAAAUCAAGAGAUUGCUGGAGGAGAAAGAUGCCCUUUUGCAAAUUGAUCCCGAAACCAAGCUUUCUGCGAUUGACUCUCUCCAGGCUACGAAAAAAUUUCUCGAGACAAAGUUGUCUACGUUCCCGGAGUUGUCCAUCAAGCCAGAAACCAUUGAGGCCAUUGGUGACCAGAUCACAGAGUUCAAGGGCAAACUUCAGUCCAUCCAUGACGAUAUCAAAGUCUUACAAGAGAAAUCCAGCAACCAAUUUGAUGAUUAUCAAAAGGUUGGAUACACACUUUUUGCCAUUUUCAUUCAUCGUGGCGAAGCUUCAUAUGGCCACUACUGGGUCUACAUCAAGGACCUCAAGAGGAACAUAUUCAGAAAGUAUAACGAUGAUAGUGUGACCGAGGUGCCGGCGCUGGAGGUGCUUAAUUUUGCAGAAGGCAACACAGCCACACCUUAUUAUAUGGUGUUUGUGAAGGACGAGCUUAAGGAGACCUACAUCGAGCCUCUCAAAAGGGAGAUCCCCGAGUGA